AUGCUCGGCGAGAUAAGACAAGCAGCUUUCAUUGCACCGAUCUUGAGCACCAUGAGCUUACGGGACCAUAAAGUAAGCACACGAUCGAGGGGUAGUCCUUGGCUUCGUAAAUGCAGGAAUGUCAUGCAACUACAUGUCCGAAUCCCAUUCAUUGAUAUAAGUAUUGACUGGAGACAUAGCUUGAGAACUCUCGAAACAUCCAAAAAGUCACUAUUCUUCCGCCCACUCUUCUCCAAAUCAUCGUUCCAAUUAUUUCCAAUGCCUACAUUUACGGUUUACAAGGGCCAGAAAGAUGGAAUCCCAAGGAAGAGCACCACUACAAAACCAGAUGAGCUUACUGGAGACAAGGUUCUGAUGAGUGUCUCCGCGUCUGGGAUUUGUGGAACAGAUCUUCACUUCAGAACAGAAGAUAUUGUACUCGGCCAUGAAGGUGUUGGGGUGGUUCAGGCCAUCGGCCCGGAAGUCAAGCAUUUAAAGAUCGGAGACCGUGUUGGUUGGGGGUAUGAGACCAAUAGCUGCGGCCACUGCCUUGAAUGUAUCCAGGGGUUUGAGACAUUCUGCCCAGAACGCGAGAUGUAUAGUUCUGCAAAUUUGGAUCAGGGAAGUUUCGCUACUCACGCCAUUUGGCGUGAAGCGUUCUUACAUUUGAUUCCGGAAAGUAUGAGUGACGAAGCAGCCGCGCCUUUGCAAUGCGGCGGUGCAACUACAUUCACCGCCCUUAAUGGAGUGAAACCCACCGACACCGUUGGGAUAAUGGGUGUCGGUGGUCUGGGUCACAUUCCCAUUCAAUUUGCGUCUAAAAUGGGCUGCAAAGUGAUUGUGCUCUCCGGCACCGACUCCAAGAAGGUUCAAGCACUCAAGCUCGGAGCCCACGAAUUUGCCGCAACCAAAGGCAAAGAUGUGAAUUCAAUCGCCGUCUCACAUCCCAUAAACCGUCUGCUUGUCACGACAUCAGCCUAGCCGGAUUGGAAGAUGAUCCUGCCACUUAUGGCGUUUUAAAGUUAUUGUAGAACUUGUAAAUUACUAUUUACAAGAGCUGAAAAAUAAGGUGUAAUCUAUCAUAUUAAAUAUAUGAAAUAUUAUUUAUAUAUAAGGCACUUAGAAAGAUAAAUUUUGAAGUACUAAUCUUUAAAGUCUUAAAUGAUAUAAUAUUUAUAUUAACGUUCUUUUAGUUAUCGCUCGUUAUUUUAGUUUCUUUAUCAUCGUCACCCAUCGCUGUGUGUAGGAUCACCUAAACUCCAACUCAAAAUAAAUAAAAUAAAUAAAUUAAUAUUUUUAUGUUUAUAAAUUCAUCAUUAUUACUAGAUUUAGUGACUUUUAUAUGCGGCUAGAAGCGUCGGCGCGUCUUUUAUGUGUUGAUUCCUACGGUAGUUGGCGAGAGGAAGUGGGUGGGUCUCUUGUGGAGCGUACAGCAACAACCCACUCCAGCACUUCGAGUGAAGUUAAGGGUUUGACCCGUCUAUCAACUCUGAAGUCUGGAAGGAGCGACGAGGGCCAUUGUCCAUUUUACCACGAUUCAAAAGCAAGGUUUGCACACCGCCUUGACUGCAGACUUGAUACAUAUCCC
Periconia digitata is the source of this 1567-nucleotide messenger RNA. NCBI's taxonomy places the organism in Eukaryota, Fungi, Ascomycota, Dothideomycetes, Pleosporales, Periconiaceae. The record is from the annotation of a GenBank genome assembly.